ACAGCUCCAUCAUUGUUCAGUCACGACCGGUUUAAUACCUAACCUCGCGCCGGUGCCUCCCGCCUAGUUCGACGCCGAUUAGCCAUACUACGCCAUUAGCGAUUGGGCAUUUGCUCCCAGUGCUCUCAGGAUCAUUCGCUUCACCUAUUUCUCAACGUUUCCAAAGUCGCACGACCUCAAGACGCCGCAGCAAAGCUCCGAAACGGAUCACCAGAGCGCCUCGCGCAACGACAAACAGCAAACAUGGACCCACCAGGGCCAGUCAAGCGGACCUUGACGCUCAAAAUCAACACUCAAUCCAAUGGCUCGUCUCAAGCAGUCAGGACGGGAUCACCGGCAGUUACACCUGGUCCUGGCCAUAACCUCUCUGCCGCUUCGCCACCUCCUCAGACACCCGGGGGCUCGCAGGGCCCACGCAAGAUCAAGCUCAACGUCAAGGGCACAUCCUCACAACCACCAACGCCAGCCGGGCCGAGACCGCCGUCGAUUUCCAAUACUUCAUCCCAGCCGACACUACCACGGAUAUCAACAGUAAGCUCUGCUGCUCCCAACAUAUUUAUGUCCAAGCCCAAGACGGCAAAUAAAGUCUUCUUGAACGCGGCGACUAGAAAGAGACCAAGGGAAGAGAGCGAGGCGGAGGACGGUCCGACAGCGAAUGGGAUUGGGGGAGAGCCAAGGCCCAAGAAGAUCACGAUCAAGGCACCUUCGGCCACAACCCCGAUUCAAACUCCGCUUCUGGCUACUAAGGUUCGCUUAAAACCGCAGGGUCGGAUACCGACGCGACCGCUAGGGGAGGGCUACGAUUCGGAGGCCGAUGAUAGGGAAGUCGACCCGGUAAUCGAAGAGCAGCUGAUUUUGCGCAUGAUGCCUGGCGAGCACUGCGACUAUCUCCGGAAAGCCGUGGCUGAAAAGAAAGUGGGCGUUCCUAAACAUCAGGGUGGCGCCGAUGUUACAAUGAAGUUUCUCGACGAAGAAGGACGACGAGUUAUGUUUGUCAUUCAAGGACAACCGUACGCCGCCAUUCUGGUCGAUCUACCCACAAUCACGGAGGGCAUGAAGACGUGGGACAAGAAGUCAAUGGUUAAGUCAGCCGACAUUUGCCAGAUGAUCCUAGUCUUUGCUAAGGUCAAGGACGAGGCAGAAGCCAAGUCGGUUCCUCUACCAAAGGCUGUCGAGCAUGGCCAUAGGUGGCCCCAUGGUAUCACCCCGCCGAUGCAUGAUGCACGAAACCGGAGGUUCAGAAAGCGCCUCAGCAAACUAGAAAUCCAGAACAAGGAAGCCGAGGUCGAGCGGUUGCUGGCAGCAGACAGAGAAGCCCUCAGCUCCAGGUACGAACUUCUGGCAGAGGGCGGGCAAGGAAAUACCGCUGCGCUCGAGUCCGAUCACGAGUACGGGGACGAAGACGGAGGCAUGGGAGGUGAAGAGGACCAACAAGACGACUAUUUCGGUGACGCAAAUAUGCACAACCAAGACGACGACAACCUCUUCGACGAUCUCGAGGCAGAAUUCGAAAACGCGGCAGAUACGCCCGCCGAAGCAAUGGACGCCAUGGACUUUGGCGCUGCCACGCCCACGGCGUUGGGCGGCGGAAUGGAUCUUCCCACACCCCCCACCGCCAACACGGGUACGCCUACCGCUGCACAAACAGAGGAGAGUGCGGCCGAAGCAGUCAGCGAGGAGGACGAAUCAGAUGAAGACGACGAGGAUGAUGAGGGUGACAUGGACGAUGACGGCGAUGAAGAGCGCCAUGACGAGGUGGCGGGAGUCAAGGCUGAGAUUGCCACCCUGAGGAAGCAGCUGGCCUCGUACGAGGAGCAGCUGUCCAAGGCAACGAGCAUUAUCAUGAAGAAACGUCUGGAAGGCAGCAUAAAGAACAUCAAGUCGGAGAUCAAGCUGAAGCAGUCUUCGAUCGGCGAGGUGUCCGAGGAGGAUUGAAGGGGAUAGCUGAACCAAGCUGUUAUGGACCUGGAAUCUAUCUGGAAAGGAUUAUCGUAUGGCUAUAUCAUAUCAUACUAGCCAAAAGAAUUGGCAGUCAGUGAAUAGCACAAGAUUAGAAUGCCCACCGAAUGGCACAACAACACACAGCAUUUGUUAGGCAUUAUAGCUACUGCUGCUUAGCGAGCAACACAAUAUGAGAAUUAGAAUUACGAAGCA
Messenger RNA from Neurospora tetraspora, 2154 nucleotides. RefSeq names its product TAFII55 protein conserved region-domain-containing protein. Gene Ontology annotation, cellular component: transcription factor TFIID complex. Gene Ontology annotation, biological process: transcription initiation at RNA polymerase II promoter; RNA polymerase II preinitiation complex assembly. The transcript has a single exon. Gene Ontology annotation, molecular function: RNA polymerase II general transcription initiation factor activity. The coding region runs from base 244 to 1935 and encodes 563 amino acids. Lineage: Eukaryota; Fungi; Ascomycota; Sordariomycetes; Sordariales; Sordariaceae. The record is from RefSeq and is a predicted model, not a curated record.